Linum trigynum is the source of this 3194-nucleotide messenger RNA. The record is from the annotation of a GenBank genome assembly. NCBI's taxonomy places the organism in Eukaryota, Viridiplantae, Streptophyta, Magnoliopsida, Malpighiales, Linaceae.
GCCACAUCAACCAUUCUCGUUUUCGUUGAAGUUCUUCAAUAAAACAUCCAAGAGUUAAACAACCGGAAUAUCCUUUUGUUUAAGCAAUAAAACGUGCGUAGAUGGCAUAAACUAGGUCGUGUGAAUGAUGAUUUUUCCACUUCUCUUUUUAUCUCUUCACUGUACAAAUAGAGGCGCAACAUCUAUACGUUGAAAAAAUUCUGGAAAUUCUCAGUCAUAGUUUUCUAUUCUUAUUUAUUUUUUAUGGACCGUUGGGAAGUCUAUCUUCCUUCUAUGAAGACCAUCAACCACUAACCACAAAGUUUAUCAACCUUACUUUGAAAAUUGUGGAUGGUCCAAAAAUAUCUUCAGACACCAAACGAUGUGAACACAAAAACCUACCACACCAAUUAGUCAAAUAGAGGGUAAGAGAUAGGAAGCUUCCACAAAUUAUAUUUAAUUUACUCAAUAAAAGAAGAGGGUGAGUGGAAAUGAAAGAAGAAUUAGGCUAAUUAAAUUAAGCCAACAUAUAAGUACAAAAUACUUGUCUACAAAAUUAUUAUCAUAUCUCAUCCAUAUUUACCCAUUUAAUUGUAUCUAACGGCAAAAAAAAGAAGUUCACUGAUAAGGAAGGGUAUAAAGAUGAGUGUAUAUAACGGCAAAAAAAAAAAAAAUCGACCGAUCGAAGUUAGAUACAAACGGGAGAGGAGCUGAAGCAAUACAUAUAGCAACGUGAUUUUGGUUGUUUAGCGGUCAAUGAUGGCAAAUAAUAGGACAACAUCGAUCGACCAAAGUUGGAGAUCAACCAAAGGUGAUGUAAGCGGAAUCCGAGAAUCCGAACUCGCUCACGAAUCAGAAUACAUAGUUUCCCUUCUUCUUCUUCUCUAACUUUUCUAACUUUUCUCUCUGCCUUCUCUCUUACUUCCUUCUUCUCUAGGCAGUCAUGGGGGCUGCUGCCGGCGUCCAUCCGACCUUAGCCCUCCGCCCCCCUUUUUCAGUUAUUGUUGUCCAUCCUUCCUUUCGUAGUAUAGUCUUCCACUCUUCCUUCUCUUCUCUUUCGCAUGUUCCAGCCUUUUGGUUUAGCUUCUUUUCGUCUGUGCAUGUUCCUCCCCUUGUGGGUUUCCUUCCUCCCCCUUCGUGGGGUGAUCUUUUGCCCUCUGAUUUGAUUUUUCGGAUCUGGAGAUGUGUGUGCUCUAAGAUGCAAAGGAGGCUAGAUCUUUUAGAUCUGGCUCGUUUUCUCCUCAUCCUUCCUCUGUCUACCUCCUUGCUUCACUUUGCAGGUGCUUGUGAUUCGAAGACGCGGCCAUUGGCUUGGACACGACUGGAGAGCUUGAAGACGGAAGUUUUUUUCUCUGUUACCACCGUCUGCCGUCCGAUUACUCUGAUGUAUUCUCUUGUGAAUGGUUGCCGAGAUGCAGACGACGAUUGGCUCGAGGAGGCUUGUGUAGAGGUUCUCCCUUCCUCAUCCCUCCACUCGGGGAGGCUGGUUCCUCAGGAUUUGGCUGGUGGUGGCGGCGGUCCUUUUCCAGCGACGGCGGCGGAGGUUCCAGAGGAGGGCAUUGAACGACUAGGGUUAGAAGACUGAAGCUCUGGUUUUGGCCCAUGGUCUGGGCUCUAUUGAGUCUCUGGACUUUUGUUUGGGACUGUGUUUUUUGUCUUUUAGCCUGUUGUUGUUUAAUUGUCUGUAAACUUUUCCACUGGGCUUGGCACAUUUGCUCUUAAUGAACUUAACAUUAUAAAAAAAAAACUCUCACUUUUUAGGGGUUUUCUGGGAUUUCCUUAAGAACACAAAAAUAAAAGGAUAGGAUGGAAAAGGAUUGUUGUGCAACUUCAACACACGGGAAGAGCCUCGAACAAUAUCAGGGUAGAUGCCCCGACCACGAUCAAGGGGAAUACUUGAUCGAUACAGACCUCAACGAGUUUGGAAUCCACCAAACUCACAUUCAAGAGUACACUCAAGAACAAAAUGGUUUUUCUAUUCCUCAACGUCUGCCUUCCCAUAGGCAAUUCCUCCUCUAUUUAUAGAGUUUACAAAACAAUGUAUCUACCUUUAUUUAAAUCUUUAAAAUCAUUUCCUAUCAAAUAAGGAAUGCAAAUACCAAAAGAGAAAGAAAAUAAACUAAUAAUCCACCAAAAGGGAAUGGAAAUCAAGCAAGGAUCCGCUCAAAAGGGAAAGGAAAUAAAGCAAGAAUCCGUCAAAAGCAAUGACUUAUUCUUCAAGUAAUUCCUUUCUUCCUUCUGCUGCGUGGAAUCACAAUUGCCAAGGAAAGAAUCAUGCACACGUGAAUUGAGCAGCUUGCUUUGCUUGAGCUGCUUCAUCCAUCUUAAAUGCUCCUAGUUGAUCCGUGUAUCUCUGCACUCGAACCUUCCGUUUAGGGCCACGAAAAUUGAAUAUUGUACUAAUCAAUAUCACAUCAAAAGGUAUCACGAUAUAGUGUGAUGAUAUGACAUGAUGAUAGGACAAUGUUUGCUGUGUAUAACGAAUAUUUACUAACUAAUUACUACUCAAUUGUGAAAAACAACUGUGGUAUUUAUAGUAGUCAUUUUAGUUCAAUUCAUUUUCAUCAGGUGCAUGCAUGUUUCGUCUAAACCGUACAUUAAUUAAGCAUAUCAUGCUACCGCAAAGAAAGUUACAUAAAACCCUACUUAGCUAUCAAUUAUUGACGGGAAACAAGGUAUCAAAGUGGCUUCAGACUGUGUAAGUUGGAUUAGGAAAACAAGGUUUCAACUAAUAAAGAAUCAACAUCUAGAGAUGGUUAAAGGGUGGAUCAUUUGUUGAGAUGGUUAAAGGGUGGCCAUCGUCAACUCAGACUCUGUGGCGUCAAUAGUUUAAACGAUGUAUUCUAGUCUAUUAUCGGUAAUUGUGGAAAGAACGUAAUAAGCGCAUUUUUAUGGAUCAGUAUAGUUCAUGGCAGAUUGUUACCCGAAGAUCAUAUUCCAGGUUUUUCACUGGGUAUCUGGUGCUGGAGUGAUUAAUAGGCAACAGGUUGAAGAUUGAUUGACUUCUCUCCAUAGAAUAUUUUAUUUAAUGCAUCACGUUUGAAUUUUUAACAUCACCAUUCUCAAUGACGAUACAAUUUUCCUAAUUUAAGUAUGAGUUAUUGUUUAGAUCACCCGUACAUACAACGGUAACAACUCAUUUAACUCAACAACUUGUUCUCGAGAGAUUACCUUGUAAAUAAUUCCAUACUUGAGAGUAAAUUGAAUAUGUAUGU